This is a messenger RNA of Fusarium sp. VM40, 1431 nucleotides long. The record is from the annotation of a GenBank genome assembly. Lineage: Eukaryota; Fungi; Ascomycota; Sordariomycetes; Hypocreales; Nectriaceae.
AUGUCCGCCGCAGCAGCGUAUCCUACAUCAGGAAUAGACUGGGAAAAUCAUCGAGAUACUAUUAUCCGCCUGUAUAUUGUCGAAGACAAGCCUCUAAGCGAGGUACGACAAAUCAUGGAGAGCAAAUUUAGUUUCAAGGCAACGACCCGUAUGUACUCCACUAGAUUGCAACGCUGGGGUGCCAUGAAGAACUACAAGGCCAAAGAAAAGAAUAUGAUGGUCAAACAAGUAUGCGAGGCCUUGGCUAAUGGCGAGAAUCUGGACUGUCUGGUUUUCAGAGGUCGCAGCAUCAAGCAUCAUCGUGUCCUUAGGCACUGGCGAACCAAGACACAUCAGGAUAGCUGCGUCUCAAGAUCCAACCGCACACAGCUCGCCCAGACAGCCACUAGCCACCCACGAGAUGCUCUUACUAGUCACUAUAUGCAGGGGCCGUCCAGAGGUAUAGGUGGGGUGUCUUCUGGCGAGAUCAUCCUCCUCUCUACGAAGAUGUUGGCCCAGAACUUCGUAUUAACCUCCGGUUCAAACAGCGAUACUACUGCACAACCUUUCCUUUCCCAGGCCAGCUCUGGUAGUGUGUCAAAUAUACAGACCAACCGCUUCUGGCACGAUUGCGAAACCGCAAUUUAUUUGUUGAGAGUUGGAUCUACAGCUCUGGGAUGGAAGACUCUCCAUACUUGCUGGGGAACAGCAGCCGAAAACUUACUCUCACAGCCUAUUACUCUACUCCAAAAGGUGCUAACAACCCUUCACCCUUAUGGAAGCUUGAGAGCAUUCCCCGAGGUAUCCAAUUCAACUCUGAAAUUCAUUACAGACCUCGUCGAGAUCAAGCUUGGUAUAUCACACCCACUUGUCCAGAUCUGUGGCCAUAUCCGACAGGACAACGAAGGGCCCAGAACAGCGGAGUCUACGCUCACCCUCAUGAGUGGACUUUUCGAGGAACACCUGGGGCAGCACCACCAUGAGACAUUUCAAGCCAAUAUGGCCCUUAUAAAUCGAUACUCACAGAAUGGCGACAUCACUGCAGCAGAGAUUACAGCACGCCGACUCGUUCAAGUCAUGGAGUCCUCACCUCAGUGGCCGAUUCAAUUGCCCAAAGCCUUAAGGAAGCUAGCACACGUCCUCAAAAUCCAAGGGCGAUACGAAGAAGCGAUUGUUGUUCAACGGCGUAUAUUGAGCGAUCUAAAAAUGAUUAUUCCUGAAGACUUGCGGAUAUACACUAAGGAAGACAUUGCAGAACUCCAGAGGCUCCAAGGCAACUUACACUUGGAAAGUGAGUCUUUGCUUGAGGCUUUGUUGUGCGCACAACGGCUCUUUGGUCCGAAUCAAGCGCCUUCGCUUCACAUCUGGGAUAAGCUCAAGGUAUCAAUAUUAAGUCAAGGGCGGACUCUAGAGAGCAUACAGGUAAAUACAACGCUAGUUCAGGGCUCUUAA